This is a messenger RNA of Bemisia tabaci, 11448 nucleotides long. The record is from RefSeq and is a predicted model, not a curated record. NCBI's taxonomy places the organism in Eukaryota, Metazoa, Arthropoda, Insecta, Hemiptera, Aleyrodidae.
CGUCUGCCCGACUGAAAGACGCACGAAUUGUCAGUGUCUCGCUUCAACUUUUAUUUAUUUUACCAGGAAAUCAUAACUUAUAAUCUGUACGACUUUGACAGAGCGAAAUUUUUGUGAGUUUACAGUGGAUAAAUCCCCCCAGAUUGAUAGUGAAACAUGUGCUGAAGUGUUUUGUUUUGAUUUAUUCCUUAUCAGCAGCAUCAACAAGCAGGUUAGACAACGCUUGAACUGUCAGUUGAGCUUUCGACCGCAAGUUUAUCCGCAAGUUUGUUUCUUAAUUUUGCAGCUCUCACAUUUGUUUAAAGUGGAAGAUGAUAUUCGCGGAAUUUCUCUGAAUUUAAGCUCUGCCUUUUAUAAAUCGUUUUCCGAUUGUGAUUUCGUUAUCUCGUGCGUCGUGCCGUGCGUGACACUCGCGCCAUAUUUCCAGUAACACCUCGUGAAUAAUCAUUACAGCUAUUUCCGUGAUAAUUUUUAGUGCAUCCUUAAUUUUAUCGAAUUAAAAUCGGGUAUCUCUAUUUCAAACAAAACUUUGUGCGUAGGUAAUACUUUAACUGUGUGUUUUCAUACUCGACUCGCUGCGGGCGGCAUCAUCCGUUGGAGUGGCAGAUCUGUUAUCAUCACCCUCCCACAAGUUGCUUUUCCACCCACGCAGGCGGUCUGGGGGAUGGAUACGUCUCUGAAGCAACGGAACCCGUGGUGCACGGUGACUUCGGGUUAAUCGAAACAAAUUCCAUCCUUUCUUCCAACAUUCCCGAACCAAUUACGACAAGAAUGGUAACCAGUCUUGCUUUACCUUCAAUGGCGAGCUUCAGUGAAUAUCAAGGAGAUGAAAUAAAAUUCAUUGAUCUUAAGUCCAGCUGCAUCAACGAAUCUGGUUGAAAACGCAGACUUUCUGACAAACGCCAUUCAUCCGAGGUCAGCUGCAUCAUAAGACUGGCUUCCGUAUCCGUCGAUUUGCAUCCCUCACCUUCGUUAUGUGUCGUGUGCCGGAGCUCACUGCUUGAGGCAGCUACCAUCACGUCGCGCCGGUUGCCUACCUCCGCAGCUCCCUCUGAGCUCCCGUUUUUGCUCCAAAGCGGUGAGAGUAAACCAGAAAAAUUCCUCGCAAACUGGCAUCUUUCGAUGGGAACAAGCUCCCGGACAUCCCGGCCCCCGUCCGAUGGAUUAUCAGACGAACCCAACCUCCCGGGUUACACGGGCGGAGCGGGAGCGGAAGCGGGAGUGGGAGCGGGAGCAGUGAGGACCCGCGGAUGACGGCUGAGGCCGAGCCGGGGGCACCACCGAAGGAGCGCGAGCGCGAUGGUGACGGGAGCAUCAAGUGCUCCCAAGCCGCCGCCGCCGCCCCCACAGCCGCGCCCCGGGCCCGCGGGUUCCCGCCCGGCAUCGGCCAAAGCGACCGCGCCGACCACAAGGACUCGAGGGACCGCGACCGCGAGCUCUACGACCCGGAGUACGCCAGCAUGGAGGCCUGGCUCGACGAGCAUCCAGAGUUCGUCCAAGAUUAUUUCCUCAGGAAGGCUUCUCGUAACGUAGUGGACACGUGGGUGGUGUCGCACGCGACGUCGACGACGAGCCAUGGGCACGGUGGCCCGCAGGGACAGGGACAGGGGCAGCCGGGGGCCGAGCUGGGCUCGAGCGGUGCGACGACCCCCGUGCGGAAGAUCUCGGCCCACGAGUUCGGCGGCCUGGACACCCCGAUCGUGAACAAGAUCGCCGGGACCCCGACCUUCCUCUCCGUCACCACCUCCGUCGACGGCGGCGCCUCCGGACAGUCCUCCAGCAUCUUCGGCACCUCCUCCCAGGCCCGCACCCAGAGGCUCUCCAGGCACGAGCUCAAACACCUCGACGAGAAAGAACUCAUCUUCGAGCUCGUGAAGGACAUCUGCAACGAGCUCGACGUCCGAUCCCUGUGCCACAAGAUCCUGCAGAACGUGAUCACGCUCCUGCACGCGGACCGGGGGUCCCUGUUCUUGGUGCAGGGCGAGCGCGGCUACACGAGCUGCGGCCACUCCCACUCGCACAGCUUCAGCGAGCACUCCAACUCCAACAGUAUUAGCUCCAACUCCGGCGCCGCUGCCAGCAACGGCAACGGCCGCCCCGAGCAAGUUCCUGAGCGCGUCCUCGAGCACGCUUCCUCGCCCGGGAAGCUGGCCAAGGAGGGCGCCGGCUCCGUCGUCGUCGGCUGCCCCGUCACCGGCUCCACCAACGUGGGCUCCCUCGGGGCCUGCGCCCGCGACGCGGACUCCGACGUCUUCCCGCCCUCCGCCCACCCGAACCACCCCCACACCCACACCCACCCUCACCCUCGGCCGGACGACGGGGAGCUCUCCGACUCGGGCGACCCGCCCGGCUGCAGCUCCCGGGUCCUCGUGUCCAAGCUCUUCGACGUCUGCUCCAAGUCCACGCUUGAGGAGAUGGAGAAGAAGGAAGAGAUCCGGAUACCCUGGGGCGCCGGCAUCGUCGGCUACGUCGCCGCCAGUGGCCAGUCCGUCAACAUACCCGACGCCUACCAGGACGAGCGAUUUAACCAUGACAUAGACGCUCGGACAGGCUAUAAAACACAGUCUAUGUUGUGUAUGCCCAUCAAUGACUUCAAUGGCGACGUAAUUGGUGUAGCUCAGGUUAUUAACAAGCAAGGUGAUUCAGCAUUUACGCCCAAUGAUGAAAAAGUAUUCGAGAGUUACUUACAAUUUUGUGGUAUUGGUUUGCGAAAUGCACAGCUGUAUGAAAAAAGUCAGUUAGAAGUGAAACGAAAUCAGGUAUUAUUAGAUUUAGCUAGGAUGAUAUUUGAAGAACAAAGUACAAUAGAGCACAUGGUUUUUCGAAUUUUAACUCAUAUGCAGUCUCUAAUUCAAUGUCAAAGGGUUCAGAUAUUAUUGGUUCAUAAAGCAUCAAAGGGAAGUUUUUCUCGAGUCUUUGAUUUUGAAGCAAGUGAUCUCGAAACAGAGGAUAGCGAAGAACGAACUAGUCCAUUUGAAAGCCGUUUUCCUGUGAAUGUUGGUAUUACUGGUUACGUUGCAACUACAGGUGAGACUGUAAACAUUGUAAAUGCGUAUGAGGAUGAAAGGUUUGAUCCAGCUGUGGAUGAAAAUAGUGGUUUCAAACAUAAAAAUAUUCUCUGUAUGCCGAUAAAAAAUGCCUCCGGUCAAAUAAUUGGCGUUAUUCAGUUAAUUAACAAAUUUGAUGAUCUCUCUUUCACCAAAAAUGACGAAAACUUUGUCGAAGCAUUUGCAAUUUUUUGUGGAAUGGGAAUCCACAACACGCACAUGUACGAAAAGACUGUGAUAGCAAUGGCAAAGCAAAGUGUCACUUUAGAGGUUCUUAGUUACCAUGCCUCAGCAACUUUAGAAGAUGCGCAACGACUCAAUAGUUUAUAUGUUCCAUCAGCUGCUACAUUCCGAUUAUACGAUUUCAAAUUUGAUGAUAUAAACAUGGAGGAUAUGGACACGCUCAAAGCUUGUCUAAGAAUGUUCAUGGAUCUGGGACUCAUGAGUUCAUUUAAUAUAGACAAAGAAGUCUUAUGUCGCUGGUUGCUGAGUGUAAAGAAAAACUAUCGAAAUGUGAUUUAUCAUAAUUGGAGGCAUGCAUUCAAUGUAGCUCAAAUGAUGUUCGCUAUCAUUACGGCAACGCAAUGGUGGAAGCACUUAAUCAUCGAUGAAAUCGAAUGCCUUUCACUGAUGAUUGCCUGUUUAUGUCAUGAUCUCGACCAUCGUGGAACUAAUAACUCCUUCCAAAUAAAAGCUUCUUCGCCCCUGGCACAACUAUAUUCUACGUCAACCAUGGAGCAUCAUCAUUUUGAUCAAUGUGUUAUGAUUCUAAAUAGUCAGGGGAACCAAAUUCUUAGCAACAUUUCAUCAGAAGAGUAUUCCAGAGUUAUUAAAGUUUUAGAAGACGCAAUUUUAUCUACAGACUUGGCUGUAUAUUUCAGGAAACGAGGGGCGUUCUUGAAUCUUGUCAAGGAGAGGGAGUAUGACUGGUCAAAAGAAGAGCACAGAGAGUUACUGCGUGGUAUGACAAUGACAGUCUGUGACUUAGCUGCCAUCACAAAGCCAUGGGAUGUCGAGAAAAGGGUUGCUGAACUUGUUUCAAGUGAAUUCUUUGAGCAAGGAGAUAUUGAACGGGAGGAACUGAACAUAACCCCCAUCGAUAUCAUGAAUCGAGAGAAAGAAGAUCAAUUACCAAUGAUGCAAGUUGGAUUUAUAGAUUCCAUUUGUCUACCUAUUUAUGAAGCAUUUGCUGAGCUGUCAGAAGAAUUAGAGCCCUUGGUUGAAGGUGUCCGCGAAAAUAAAAAAAACUGGCUUGAUUUAGCAGAGGAACGGAGAAGGCACAAUUGUCAACAACAACAGCAACAAACAACUGUCAAUGAACAGGUCGUUCCUUCCAGUUAGGAGUUCUCAUCUUGAAUUUUAAAAUAAAAUUUGUAAGUCAUAAUAUUGUGAUGUUUUUUAGGCUAUGAAUUUCUACUUGUAAAUUUUAGAGGAGGAAAAAAUAAUGGAUCUUAAUUUAAACUGAAUUUGUAAAUCAUCAAACUCAUCCCAGAAAAAGAAGAUGUGAUGCAGGAGGUUACUUUGAAGUACAUUAAUUUGAUCAAGUCAUUUCCUUCUAUGUCAAAUCAAUUCCUAGAGAAAUACAAAGCUAGACAAUGACGUUUUAUUAUUUUACUACUAUUUCUGCUCUCUCUAGCAAGCAGGAACUUCAUAACUAGCAGCUUCACAGGAUUUUAAUUUUGGUUAGGUAGGUACCCAAUUCUUUCUUCCAUUUCCUUCGUUACCUAAAUUGUACCUGUAAUUUCAUGAAGUGACCUGAGUGACUCUUCAUAAUCAAUUUUUGACUUGUGAUACACCUGUAAUCAUGAAUAUUACUCGUUGUUUCUUAAAGGAUGUGAAUAGUGAAAAAUGUUUAUUUAUACCUCUCACAACCAAAUGUAGUAGUCAAAAGCAAGAGGCUGUCGUAACCUUUAGCGAUAGCUGGAAUACAUUAACGGUGAAACUCCCAAACCUUGUAUUUUGUUUGAGGUGUUUUAAAAUCCCCCCUCUCAUUUGAUGUAUUGGAAGGGGAACAAUUCAACAUCAUUCCCUGAAGUUUUCACAGAGAUUUCUCUGUAUCUAUCAGAAAAUCACAGAAGUUUUCUAGAAUUGAUGUCUUUCCAUCUGUAAAAUAAAGUUUAAUUGGAAGUCUGGAACAUUGCAAACCGAGAUACAUGGUUUUGGAGUUUCAUUGUCGAUAAUAUGAUUCCUUUUGGUAGGUUGUUAUAAAAUUACAAUGGGUCGCGAGGAAGCAAUGUAAAACUCACUUCUUACCCUCACAAUUUAUCUUAGGAAUUUGUGCCCUCUCGGACCCCUCCCUACUAAAAUACCUCCCAUUGACAAGGAACCAUAAUUUCUUAUCUUUGAAAAAAGGGUAGAUUAGUGGAAAUCUGCAUCAAAUUACAUUUUUGCCGCUACACAGGGUAAUCCAGAAAUCCCGCACCACCAGCACCAUGUAUCAUCCCUGUAACUUUUGAACAAAUUCAUACAGAAACUUGAAAUUUUAUAAAUACUCCUGGGACAGAGGGAACGACUUUUGGGAACUCGCAAAAUUUAAGAGGGAUCACUUCGAAAUGGGACUAAAACCUCAGGGUGAAUAGGAGUGUUGCAGGAAUUUUGGAUCACUCUGUCUACUUUUUAUAGCCUUAUACCCAAAUUCUGCUGAUUCCCCACCCAACUUGUGAGUUGAUAAAUAAAUUAUGUAUUAUUCUAUUGUGCUCGGCAAGAUUUUUAAGCGAUUGUGUGGAGGGGAUAGUUCUUAUCAUAGAAUUUAGAAUUGUUUGCAAUAUAGUCCAUUAUAGAACAUCUUCAAUUUCUGCAGACAGCCAUUCUGUAGCAAUAAGGCUGCUCAAUGCAACCUUGUAGACUUUUUGCUACGAGCCAAAUGCAUGUGCAUUAAAUUUUUGAAAACCAGAUCUACUCGUAGUUGAAAUGGAAGAUAUUCUUCCAAUAACAUCAUGACGCAUAUACCUUCAUUACUUGGCUUGAGAAAAGAGAAAUAAAGACAGUGCAAGUUAAUUUGCUUACCUUCCACAUGAUUUGUUUUGUUCUCAAAAGGAACUCAAUUUACACUCAUUUACAAAAACUGUUCAAGUAUGACAACAGAAAGUUUACCUCACUAAAAACUCCUUUACUCCCUUAAUUUUGUGAGAAAUGCAGACAUCUUUCCGUAGAACCGCAGCUGGCUGUUUUCUCUUUCUCUGAUUCAGUGUAAUAUUUGGAGCUUAGGACUGAAUUUCUAUUCCCCUGGUUCAUGUUAUCACCAAUUUCAGCAUUUACUCUGCUUGCUUCAAUGCCUCUAUGACGAAAUUCAGUAUGCUUAUUUCAUGUUGAACUCAUUUUGGGACCAAUGAUGAUUUCUGCAAUUAGUUCAACACUUAUCAAUAGUAUUUUGAUGAAAAUUUUAGUGAAGGUUUAUCCGUGAUACUGGAGAGUAUAUGUUAUUUUAAGAUCCUCAUGUAUAGCGCUCAGUACAGAUGUGUGAGAACCACUAACAUAACAAGCAUUAGGUGGUUGACAAAUAUGUUUUACAAACGUAUGCAACAAAUUUGUGUAUUGAAAACAUACUGUAGUAAAUUAGAGUAUCAGAGCUCUUCACUGUUGUAAAUUCUUCAUUAACAAAAAGGAUGACUAAAUAGUUUUUGUGCAACUAGAUACUCCUGAUCUUCUAAGGCCGUCCACAUCUAUUCUUCGUUUUCCGAAGGUUUUAGUUGCUGUUCUGAAACAGCUAUUCCUAUACGUUAGGUUGUAGCAAAAUGUAUAAUAGCAGAUUUUGCUGCUGAUAAUGAUUCCCAAAAAUGUCUCCCUUCUCAAACUAAUCUACGAAUUUAUUUUGAAAUGCGGGUGUACGAUUUUAUUUAAUAUUUUAUGAAAUUCAGAUUUUAACUCCGUUUUCAGUACCUAGUUUAGUCUAUUUUGUUUACAUUAACUUCAAAUGAGAAAUCUACCAAAGAUGAUUUUAUAAUUAAGCAGCGAAUUCUUCUCUGAAAUUUUCUUUACUGAUUUUAUUAUCUCGUUGAUUCUUUUCUAUUCUAUUUUUUUAAUUGUGUAUUUUAUUCUUGUCCCUUUUUUACGUUCUAUUCCAUUUGAUCAUGCUUGUGUGUUCAAAUCAUCAGUAAUCAUUCAUCAUCCCCAGAAUUUGUCCCUGCCUACAGUUGUAUUUCAAUUAUUUGGACAAUCCACAAUUGUAAUUAUCUGGAUCUAUUGUGCAAGUACUAUCUAACCAUAGAUCUGAAAAAAAAUUUAAACUUUGAGAAAAACUAUUAAAAAAAAAUCAGAAUUUGAAAAAAAAAAAAAUUCCGAAAAAUGCUGAUUAAUAUUAAUGCAACAUGAAGGAAAUUCUUACAAGUACAUAAAGUAGCAGUCCAUGUACAAACAUUUUUCAUCGGUCCUGGGACAAUAUUGUUCCAAUUUUUAAGUAUCCAGAUAGUUACAUAUCUUGAACAGCCCAAGAUGGAUCAAUCCAAAUAAUUGAGGAAGCAUUUUAGUUUCCAUUUAAUUUGAUCCUAUUUAUUCCUGGUUGUUUUUCAAUUUGUGUUUAGUGCUGUUUUAUAUGUUCAUGUUUUUAUUUUUAUUCUUAUUUUUUCAACUGUAAAAUAUUUCCACAACCCGGUUAACGUACAAUAAUUCAAAUUUGUAUUCUGUCUUACAUCCAUCCAUGUGUAAUGAUUGUUUGUUUGCAACAAGUCUCAAUUUUAUUCAGAACAUUUGUUGUAUUUUCUGUUUUAAUGAAAGCCUGAAAAUCAGUUAGAAUACUUCGACAAUUAAAAAGUGAGAAAGGCUAUUGUGGCAGGCAGUUAUUUUAAGUUUCGCUGUCAGAACUCGCUCCAAAUAAUUUGCUGGUUUACGAAGAUAUUGUCAAAGAUAAGCCAAUGAAAGUAAAAUGUAUCAAAAUAAUAUUGAAAUAUGUAGAAGUGUUUUUUGUGAAAAUAGAGGGAUCUUUAUUAUGCUAUUGAGACUUUGAGAAAGAUUUCUCUCACAAUAUCAAAUUAAAUCUUCGUAGCUUUCGUCUAAUUUUUAGUUUUUUCUGGUUCAUCUAUUUAUUAUAUCAAGAUUUAUAGAAACUAUAUUUUGUUCAAGAGUGCUGAGAAGUUUUUGAUUCCAAGCUAGUGGCAUUUAUUUUCAUUCUAACUGCCUUAUAUUCUUCAACAUUUUUAUCGUUCUGUAAUUUCUUACUGACAACUAACAAGUAACUACUUUUAAAAUUUUCCCCCAUUUGGUUUUCACAUGCAAUUCUGUGCUAAAAUUUAUUUUGCUUCCUUUAAUCUCACAAGAAAAUCUUAAAGAAAAGAAACAAUUGAAACUGAGUCUCUCUGAUCUAAAAGAAAAAAAAUCACCUCACUAUAAAUUAUUAAUCAUUUAAAAAAAAUAUAUGAAGUUCCUAAUGCUAAUUGCAAACCUGGUCAAAAGAACCAAGUACAGUAUUUAUAACAACCUACUACCUAUAACUAGUUUUAGUCAUUUCCUGAAAUUAAUUCAUUCUUUUAUUAUGUAAGCUAACUUUAAUAGUGUUAGAUGUCCUGCUUGGGGACAUUUAUGUCGAAGAGACACCUGUGAACUUUCUGAAUUGAUCGGAAUGAAUUUGACAUUUUCUCAGCCUUAUACCUUGGAAUCCUAGGAAUUUUGUAAAAUUAAACCUGGCCAUUUUCACAGGAAAAACCAUACCCUUACAGUAGAGCAUGAUGUAGUAUAGAACAAGUAAAUGAAGGUUGCAUUGUCCACCCAAAGCAUGAUUUUUAUCUGCUCAAACUGCAUUGAAAAGUUUUUCAAGGAUAAUUGGUACAACCAUUGAAAUCAACCCUAGAAAAGUUAGUUGGUUUACAAAAAAAAAAAUGUAAAAAUUUACCUUUUUCAUGGUUAUCCUUCUUCCACUAGUUUUUUUUUUACUCUUACUAAUCAUUCAGGUCAAAAAGUUUUAAUAGUAAGAGUGAUUGAGGUGCUCAGAAUUUAAAGGAUUAGUUUCGAUUUACACCAGAGCUACUGAUAGAUUAUAAACCCAUUUCAAUUCUCAAAUUCGCAUCGAUGUUGAAGGGCGAAUAACCAAAUAAGGAAAACUGUGUGCUCUUCACAAAGCAGCUUUCAGCACCUAUCCACCCAUUUUUAAAUACCCGCUUGGAAAAUGCUUGCAGAAAAGGAAGCAAAAACAUCAUGAAAAUGCUGCGGCAACGUUUUUGUAACCUUUACAGCCACUCUUUGCUGGGUGGGCAUGGAGCAAAUUGUUCUCUUUAAGAGGUACUAUGCUUUAUGUUGGAUUGUACAAAAUGUGAGCUGUUUAAAAACCAAUUAAAUGUUUGAAUGUAGUGUAGAUCUCUUGUUGAUGAUUCUUCACCAUGUUUUUGUAAAAUACAUAAGCUCUUCAAAUUAAUUACGGUAGUGAGGUGUAAGAAUCUUCCCGUCUUUCAUAAACUAGGCCAUUAAAGCCUCUUUCCGUGGAGAUUUAGUCUUUAAAAUUGUGAAUGAAACUAAUUUGAGUGACCUUAUGAAGGCUUAAUUCCUAUGAUCAUGGAAAUCUUUCAGAUUAAACCCAUCUUGUUGUAUUUGUUGAUAAGGACCAUGUUACUUUGUACCUUAAAUUUCAAUUCUAAGUAUUUUUCCUCAUAAUUUUAAGGCUUCAUAUUAUGUGUUUAAUUUGUAUAUAUUUAAUGACAGUAGACCUUUGUAGUAUGUUGUAUUUAUUUUAGAGUGAAUCUGAUUCCUAUCUUUGGAAGAAGAUACACACUUCAAAUACUAAGUAAUUCAAUGGGAAAUACACCCAAAUUUUCCGAUCCAACUUUGUACCAAAAUUCUGAGAGAAUUAUCCAAAAAAUAUCCAAAAAUACCGUGUUUAUUUUGAAUGCUGUGUAAUGAGAGUAAUGACAGUUGAGAAAAAUCUGAGAUUAUUCUUCCAUUCUCGCAUAUAUUGCCGACAUCAAUUUGAGGAAAAGAAAAAAACAGUGUAUCCAAUCCACCGCCAUUUUUGGCAUUCUGAAGCAUGUAUUCUUUGUGAAGAAAGCAAGCAAAUUUUUUUCAGAAUGCAAAAAUGUACACUAGAUUGAGUUGUACUGAUUUUUUUGUUUUUCUCAUUUUUUUGAGAUCACAUAUUUUGCGUUUGCAAAUUUAAAAAUGAUCGGCCCAAGCCUUUCUUAACUCAUUGAUGUUUUUUCAAAGAACCUUCACAAAGGUCAUCUAUACUGAGACCUAUUGAUAAUGGUUUUAUAAUAUGAUUCAAAUGGCAUCUUAUUGUACACCGUAAUUUUUAGAAGAAAAAAAAUUAGCAGGCUUAUAAGAACUGUUCUGGAAAUUGAUAAUUUGUGCUAAAAAUGCAAGAUGCAAAGAGAAAAAAAUUAUGAAAUAGCAGAAGGUAACUAGAUGCUCCGUCCACAAUGCUUUUCAUCACAGCAUUAAAUCUCAGUAUAAGAUCAGAGCUGUAAUUUGUUCAUGAGGUGCAUUUUUUUAAAAGGAAAAAAGAAGUGCUGUCAUCAGUCUGCUCCAUUAAUAUGAAAUAAGUUUGCAAUGGAUUGUCUCUGUUCCUGCACAAUUUUCAUGAUCGGGAAAUACUCUAUCACAUCACUGAUUCUUUCCUUUGUCUUGCCUGAUCCUUGUAAUCAUUUUUGUACGUAAGCUGAAAUUUUCUACUGGAAAUGAGGAUGUCAUAAGUUGUCAUUUAAGAAGAUUGUUUUCAGCCUUUUGAGUAAUUCUUUGACUGCUCCAAAAUGGAAUUUAAACUUCCUCCUCCUGUAAUUCAUAUCAUCCUCCUUUUUGUGCAGGUUCUUUGAUAACAGAUGAAACCUCAAGUCAAGGUGAAACUUGUAGACAUUAGUAUUUUUUAUUGGUUUGGCAAAGGUGAAGCUUAAAACCCUGAACUUAGUGAAUAUGAAAAUUUAUCAUUUUGAAAAAGAUAAGUGUUUUUCAAACCGGUGCUGUGUAUUUUAAUUAUCACCUUUUUCCCCUCUCUCUCUCUCUUCCUUUUUAGACCUAUAACUAACUUAUGAUUUUCUCUUUUGCUUGAUAUGACGAUUGCUCAGGGGGAGACAUAAUUUCCUUUUAUGACUCAAUGUUUUCUUACCCUGCCCAGGUGUGUGAUGGACCAAUUGCGUCGUAGGGCCAUGCUUCUCAAAGUAAUCAAUCAACUUUCUAAUUUAGUGGCUUUCUUUGUUGCUGAAAAAAUCGUUUCUAUUUCACGAAAAAAAUUGUUUCUGUUUCUCUAAAAAAUUCCGUGCUCAGCAAUAUUCAGUUCUUUUGUUAGUGUAUUUUCCAAAGGAAAUACACCUUUUUUUUACAUCCUUAAAUUAUUUCGAAUUUUUCUCUGUUAAGUGUGUAUUCUUCAACUGUAUAAAGUAAAUUUUUAUUUGUUGAACAAUCUAAUUGUUCAUUAAUGAAAUAAAUGAUGAGUUGAUAUUUAAAGUAUAAUUGAAAUACUUGUAUUAAAAAUAUUCCCAUCUCA